Molecule: messenger RNA, 929 nt
Organism: Ylistrum balloti
Lineage: Eukaryota; Metazoa; Mollusca; Bivalvia; Pectinida; Pectinidae
Product: large ribosomal subunit protein mL64-like
Exons: 2
Coding region: 3-794 (263 amino acids)
Cellular component (GO): nucleus
Source: RefSeq, a predicted model, not a curated record
ACAUGGCUGCCUCCAUUACACGGUGCAGCUCUGUACCCAGCAUUUCAAAAUUCGUCAACCGACUAGUUUUCUUAAGUGGAAAUGGCGCACAGAAAAGGUGUUUUUCAGCUGAACAAAACGCUACAGCCUUCACAGAAGACAGUUCAACAGAGAACUCCUCGAUCGAAGACUUAGCGUUGAAGGACGAACUGACCCGCCUUAGAGACGUAUCUCGACUAAGCCCGAGAUUGAAACAACAACUUAGGAAAGAACGCCCCGAUAUCGACAAGGCAUAUAAACUUACCAAAAAUUAUAGCAGAAGAUUAUAUGGUCAAAUGGGAAGUGCCUCUGGCAUAAAUCCUCAAAUUUUGUGGCCUACGGUAGAGGAACUAAGGAGCAAAAUAGAAUUUGAGAAGCAAUUCGAACCAAGUUUCAAGGCAAAAAUGAAGAAAGUGAAGAAAUGGGAAAAUAAGCGGGUGACAAAACUAGAGAAAAGAAAGGCGAAAGUGGAUAAGGCCAUGGCUGAAAUGCCAAAACUCAUACAGCAAUAUUAUUCAAAGAUAGAGACUGCAGAGAAUCAGGUCAAAGCAGAACAAGAAAAACUUGCUCAGUUGAAUCGGGAGGCUACAGAGAUAUAUGGUCCCAUGAAGAGGUCAGAUAGUCGCCUCAAAGAAUAUGUUUCUAAAAGACUUAGGGAGGAAAGAAUUGCAGAGAGACAAGCAAAGGCAGAUAAAAGGAAAUCAAAGAAACAAAAAGCAGAAACUGAAGAAAAAACUGGUGAUAAAAUUACUGCAGAAGUAAAACUGAAACAGUGAAAGUAACAGAGAAAAUUGUUGCGUUUGAGAUGACACAAAAGUGAUUGUCUUGUGAUUUCUGUAUGUAUGAGUGUGUGGAAUCUGUAAGCUAGAAGUUCUCCAGAUACAUUAAUAAAAAUUUACUGUGUAAAAGAA